GUGGACACAGAGUUGACCCCUGGAGAAGAGCAAGUUUUCCCGUUCGCCUUGUUGUUAGGAUUUUGCGUAUUUAUCUAAAAAAUUAAACCUUUUUGUGACUGAGUUAGGGAAGUGUAGCGUUUUAUUGUUGUUCAGUGAAAUAUAAAAACUUCAAGCGAGCGAUGUGAGGACAUUACACCGCGUCAUGUCUCACAGCACAUAUAACAAACUCUGGACAGAGGCUCAUGAGGAACUCAGUGAUCUUCUGAGUGAGGAGCUUCCCUCCGAGCCCUCACGACCUGAGCGAGACCGCGUGGUGUUUUUCCAGCGCCUCACCACCAUGUACGUGCGCUACGUCCGAAUCUUCAGGCAGCUGGAGGAGGCGUACGAUCAGAUCGUCCACCCACAGAAGAGGAGGCUGAUCCGUGGCGUGCUGGACGGCGUGAUGGGGCGCGUGCUGGAGCUGAAGAACGAGAUGAUGGAGAAGGAGUACUCGGAGUACCAUUACAUGGACGACAUCAUCCAGGAUAUGAAACUGACCCCUGAGGAUCUUGAGAUUCCAAUCCCAAAGUACUUCAUCAACGAGCGUCGUAAAGCUCUGCAGGAGCGAGCCGCAGUUCUGUCCAGGAUCCUGGAGCAAAAUGAAAUGGUGGAGAAACCAAAACCCACCGCAACCUGCGUCCCGAGUCUGGAGGAAGCGGUCAGGAUCGUUCAGGUGUCGGAGAGGGCGCGGCAGGGUCGCCUGAGGACCAGCAUCAUGCGGGAGAUCCGGGAUACGGAGAGACAAAAGACUGAAGACAAGGAUCUGGGUGAAGCUACAGAGCAACAGGCUGCUGUUCAAAUCCAGAAGGUGUGGAAAGGUUACGUACAGAGGAAGAGGACGAAGCAGGAGCGUGAAGAGGAGAUGAUUUUUCUGGGCAUGUCCAUGAAGCCCGGUCUGACUCAGUCAUCCCCUGCCUGUGCCCUCGCUGAAGAGAAUAAAGCCGUGAGGAGGAACAGGCAGGAGGAGCAUGAGGAGGAUUAUUGGAAAGCUCAGAUGUCCAUCUUUGAGACCCUGCGAGAGACCGAGGGUCCUGAGAUGAAGGAACUGAUGAAGGAUCAGAUCAGACAGUGGUUCAUGGAGUGCCAUGAUGUAACAGGUUCCUUUCCUGAAUAUCCGAAUGAGGAGGAAGGCGGCUCGGCCACGAUUUUCGCUGAUAAAACACCUGAACAGCUGAUAGAGGAGCUGGAAGAUAAUGAAGAGGAAGAAGAAGUCAAAAAUACGAAAGAGAACAAAGAGCAGAAAGGCAAAGGGAAACAGGAGAACAGGAAAGGAGAAGAAGAGGAAAAGGAACCGGGGCUGACGUUGCUGCCAUCUGCUUUUCUGCCCGAGCUUCAGAACGCACACAAGACGUUUACAGAGGUCUGGCAAAACCGAGAUGAGUCCAAGAACUACAGUCAAAGAUAUGAAGCAGAGCUCAUUAAAGAGGAGAAGAGGAAAGAGAUCGAGGCGGAAAUAAGACCGCAGGUGGAUGAGCUGAUGAGGCAGGAGCUCGCGAACUGGAAGUUAGCCAUGGAAGGAAGUAAAGGAGGGAAAUCCAAGCCUGCAGGAAAGAAGAAGAAGGCUUCGAAGAGCGGGAAGAAGAAAAAGAAAGACAGAGACCUGACAGCUGAUCGGAGCGUGGAGUCGCUGUAUGAAGAGCUGGUGGUAGAGGGUCUGCUGAAACCGGUGGAUAACGUGAAACUACACGACUUCAUAGGAGACUACAGUUACCUCGGCACGACCCUGCGGCAGACCGACAUCGAGCCCAUGCCUUCAUUAUCUGAUGUGAGACAAGUUCUAUCUCUGUGUGCCGUCUUACCACUGGGUUCCCAGGUGAUCCAUGAGAAAGCUCCUCUUGUUAAGGCCAUGCUCCUGGUGGGGCCUUCAGGAGUGGGGAAGAAGAUGCUGGUCCAUGCUGUCUGUCAGGAGACUGGAGCUAACCUGUUUGACCUUUCCCCUUUGAACCUGGUGGGGAAGUAUCCAGGCAAGAGUGGGCUCCAGAUGAUGCUGCACAUGGUGUUUAAGGUUGCCAGAUUAAUGCAGCCAUCUGUGGUUUGGAUCGGAGAUGCUGAGAAAAUGUUUUAUAAGAAAAUACCAAAGGAGGAGAAAGAUUUAGAUCCAAAGCGGCUAAAAAAAGAUCUUCCCAAAAUCCUCAAAUCUAUCAGAGCUGAAGAUCGUGUCCUGAUCAUCGGGACGACGAACAAUCCUCUAAAUGCAGACCUGAAGUCUCUGUGUAAGAUUUACACCAAGAUCAUCCUCAUCCCCCGGCCGGACUACGCCUCACGAUUCGUCAUGUGGAAGGAACUGAUCCGGAGGAACAGCGGUGUUGUGACCAGCGCUCUGGACCUCAGCUCCCUGGCUAAGAUCUCAGACGGAUACACACAGGGUCACAUGUUGCGCGUGGUGAAGGGGAUCCUGACGGAGCGGCGUAUUCGACAGCUCGCUAAACGCCCACUGACUGCCGCCGAGUUUGUCACGCCUCUUGCUGAGAUCGACCCAGUGUUCCAGGACGAAGAGGAAGCCCUCAAAAGCUGGUACGCGAAGACUCCUCUGGGUAAGAAGAGAGCAAGAGCCGCUUUAGGGAUGGACGGAGAGGAAGACGUAGCAGCUAAAGAAGUCAAAGACGACAAGAAGAAAGGAAAGAAGUAACUCAAACUCCAACUAUGACUGUGUCACAAAAAAAUAAACGUUUUGCUUAUUCUUCAUGAUUUUAGAGCAUGUGGUCAGUUUUCUCUGGAGUGAAGUUUGUACAGAAACUCUGAGUAUAUAAUCGCUAUAAUUAACAUAAUUACUAGAAUUAUUAAAAAAUCCCUAUAGGAAGGGAACUCUAUCAAGCAAAUAUCCAAAGAAUGUUUUCUUUUAAUUGUGUUAUUUUUUAUUUAAAGCUACAAGAUGUGAGAUUUUGAAAUUGUGUAAUGGAUGUUUUGAGGAACCUGCAGAAGAACAUUUGAUAGUGUUGGCAUGACUGCGACCUUCUGAGUCCAGCAGAUUAAUGUACCACAUGUUCAAUAAGAAUCCAGGCUGUGUCUCAAACCGCAAUCAGUCUGAUAAAUUGGAGGUCUGAAUUGUGUCAAAACCACUGAUUUACUAAUGUACGACAUGAAAUAGUAGAGCUAAUAUCUGAUUUUGAGAUAUAUUGAAGUCUUAUGAGAAAAAAAUCUUAAAAAUAUUAAAGUGAAGGUCACAGCGAGAGAGUGCUGAAGGGUCAAGAGCAAAACUUUCUUUCUUUAAUAAGGUCUUUUGAGUGAGUUGAGUGUCUGAGGCUAAACUCUGAAAGCUGUCUCUCUCACAGGCUGUCUAAAGGCAAAGGUGUUUCUGUUAUGGGAUGUUUGGAGAUGGCAAAAUACACCGAUCAGCCAUAACAUUAUGAGCAGUGACUGGUGAAGUGAAUAAGACUGAUGAUCUCCUCAUCAUGGCACCUGUUAGUGGGUGGGAUAUAUUAGGCAGCAAGUGGACAUUUUGUCCUCAAAGUUGAUGUUAGAAGCAGGAAAA
This is a messenger RNA of Hemibagrus wyckioides, 3493 nucleotides long. RefSeq lists its product as uncharacterized. The transcript has 19 exons. Lineage: Eukaryota; Metazoa; Chordata; Actinopteri; Siluriformes; Bagridae. Bases 185 to 2650 code for a protein of 821 amino acids. Gene Ontology annotation, molecular function: ATP binding; ATP hydrolysis activity; protein binding. The record is from RefSeq and is a predicted model, not a curated record.